This is a messenger RNA of Physella acuta, 2048 nucleotides long. Its product is annotated as acidic mammalian chitinase-like. NCBI's taxonomy places the organism in Eukaryota, Metazoa, Mollusca, Gastropoda, Physidae. The record is from RefSeq and is a predicted model, not a curated record. Gene Ontology annotation, biological process: chitin catabolic process; carbohydrate metabolic process. Gene Ontology annotation, cellular component: extracellular region. Gene Ontology annotation, molecular function: chitinase activity; chitin binding.
AAACCUUGUCGUCUAAGAUAUAAGUUGAAAAUACAACAAAGAGAACAUGUUAUUGACUUAAGUUUCGUUUGAGCGCGUCCCGCUUGAUGUGAAUCCUAACCGGGUCUAUUCAUCUUCUGAACAAACACCAGGUUACCGGAUGAUAUUGAAAAGGUUUUACCAGCAACCGCAAGAUUUGUUUUAAAUACGAAAUGCGCACACGGGGUAGGUUCAUUCCCAGUCUGGGAAAGCUGAGGUUGUCUGAGGGUAGGUUGCACGUUGGGACUGUGGCACCAUGGUUUCAUUCUGGAACAUUCUGGCUCUGGCUUGUCUGUGUUGUGUCGCAGAUGUCGCCUUGAGCAAAAAUGUCGUCUGCUACUUCUCCAACUGGGCGCAGUACCGUCCCGGGAGCGGGAUGAUGUUCGCCAAGAACAUCAACCCGUACUACUGCAGUCACGUGAUCUUUGCCUUCGCCCAGCUCUCCGGGAACACGAUCGUACCGUAUGAAUACAACGAUGAUACGUCAGACGGACAAUGGCAAAUGCUGAGAGCGCUCAAGAAAACCAACCCCAGCCUGAAGACGCUGCUGGCUGUGGGGGGCUACUCCCAUGGUCCAAUCAGGUUCUACUCCAUGGCCAGCACCAGCGCCAACAGACUGCAGUUCAUCAACAGCGCCAUCUCCCUGCUGCGCUACUUUGGGUUCGAUGGUAUUGACCUUGAUUGGGAGUACCCCGGGGAUAUAAGUGCUUCAGACAAGGUCUACUUCACAGCACUCAUUCAGGAAAUGAGAGAUGCAUUCGAGAAGGAAGCAACCCUGAGCGGUCAACCCCGCCUCCUGAUGAGCGCCGCCCUGCCUGCUGGGAUAUCCAAGGCAGCCUACGGUUACAAUGUGACUGCUCUAGACGCGUAUUUGGACAUCCUGAACAUCAUGAGCUACGACUACCACGGCGUGUGGGAGACAUACACGGGCCUGGCUUCACCUAUGUACUCAUUUGACGGUCUCAAUGUGUUUGAUUCCGUGAACUGGUAUGUAAAUAAUGGCGCCAGAGCCUCCAAGAUUCACGUCGGGUUGUCGUUCUUCGCCCGCACAUGGACGCUGAGCAACCCCUCCAACAACUACCUUGGUGCCUAUGCUAUCGGCGGCGGCACCAACGGAACCUACACGCGCACGGCGGGGAUUUUAUCAUACUACGAGGUUUGCAGUUUGCUUCGUUCAGGUUACACCGUACAGACGGACCCUAUCGGGCAGGUGAAAUACGCUUACAUGGACAACCAAUGGGUGACCUAUGAGGACAGGGAAACCCUGGAUGUAAAGCUUCAAUGGAUUCUGUCCAACAACUUUGGUGGCGCCAUGGUGUGGGCGCUGGACAUGGACGACUUUACCGGCCAAUUUUGUUACCAGAACAGCUGGCCACUUAUGAGCCUGGUGUCCAGCAAGGUGCUCUACGCCCCUGACACACCCACCGCAUCAACGACCGCGUCGCUAUCGACGGCAUCAACAACCACCAAACCAACACCGGCACCAACAUCCACGUCGACAUCAACCUCAACAACAACAAAACCAACAGCAACCACCGCAACACCAGCUCCAACACCAUCAACAACAACCACAAAACUGGCAUCUGGUAGUUCAACGACAGUUGGAGGGACAGGUUCCUCACCGCAGCCUAAAACUUUCACUUGUACAGUCCCCAACGGAUUUUUCGCUGACCCCGCCAGUUGCAACAGUUACUACGUCUGCCAGAAGUACGUACCGAUGUUGAUCAGGUGCCCAACAGACACCUUGUUUAACCCACAAAGUUUGUUGUGUGAAAACAAAUACACAACACGUUUUAUAUGCCUUCUGUAGAGAAGCUUAUAGAAAACCACAGGAUUUUCCCGUUAUCUAUUUUUGGGUAAUGAAAGGGAAGUAACUCUCACUGGUCACCUGACCGACUACAGCCAAUCAACGAGUAGCGAGCACAUUGGAAUAGUUGUAUGUGAAAGCAUACAUUUCUCUUUAUGUGGCGUUUCAAGUUAUGUCUGUAGUGAAAGAAAAUAAAUCUCUAGAAAUAAAUUUUUCUGUUUCA